ACUGUAAAUUUGGUAUAAAAAAAGAGAGGAUAUUUCUGAUAUUUUUUCUUUAAAGUAUUGAUUCUCAUACUCUUAUUGAUUGGAUUUUCUGUUACUUACCUAUAAUGCUUUGGUAAAGGGAGACAAAAAGGCAUCUGUCAUGCCCUCUUUGUUCUAAAUAAAGGGAAGAUGCUCUGAAUUUUGUUCAUAUUUGGCCUGAUCUCAGUAGAUAUAUAAUAUCAUACACAGGUCAUGAUGCUUCAACAUUUCUUUGCAACAUUUGCAUAAACCUUUGGAAACCAUGGUAAAGGAAGUGAAAACUCAAGCCAAAAUUGGUGUUGGUGUAGAUAUCCUGUGGAAAGCUUUAGCUAAAAAUUUGAAAUUUAUUAUUCCAAAAAUGAUUCCAAAUUUAGUGAAGGAUGCUGAAGUGAUUGAAGGUGAUGGUGGCCUUGGUACAGUCUACCUCUUCAAUUUCGGCCCUGAUAUCAAAACAAUGACAUACCAGAAGGAGAAGAUUUCAGAGCUUGAUGAUUCCUUGCACCGAAUUGCACUGCAAGUAAUUGAAGGGGGCCAUCUGAAUCUUGGUUUUUCUUACUAUAAUACAAUUUUCCAGCUAACUGCCAUUGGAGAGGGGGAGACACUGAUUGAUGUCACAGUAGCAUAUGAGUCUGAAAUAGAAGAUGAUACCAUGCCAUCAAAGACAAAAUCAUCAACGUUAGCUUACAUCAGUAGCCUGGAAAAUUAUUUGGCAAAUGCUUCUUCUUGUUAGAUAUGUAUGUUUGUCUUUACUGGGUUCAUCUCACAGAUAUCUCAUAAAGAAAUUUUCCUGUUAAGCUUUAAACUUCUUAUGUCAUCGGUUGCUUAUUUCAGACUAAUGCCCAUAUAUAUAAAAUAUUACUUUUAUUC
Molecule: messenger RNA, 885 nt
Organism: Ricinus communis (castor bean)
Lineage: Eukaryota; Viridiplantae; Streptophyta; Magnoliopsida; Malpighiales; Euphorbiaceae
Product: phytohormone-binding protein
Exons: 2
Coding region: 281-748 (155 amino acids)
Biological process (GO): abscisic acid-activated signaling pathway; defense response
Cellular component (GO): cytoplasm; nucleus
Molecular function (GO): abscisic acid binding; protein phosphatase inhibitor activity; signaling receptor activity
Source: RefSeq, a predicted model, not a curated record